Messenger RNA from Apaloderma vittatum (bar-tailed trogon), 2143 nucleotides. RefSeq names its product nuclear factor of kappa light polypeptide gene enhancer in B-cells inhibitor, zeta (gene NFKBIZ). Lineage: Eukaryota; Metazoa; Chordata; Aves; Trogoniformes; Trogonidae. Gene Ontology annotation, cellular component: nucleus. Gene Ontology annotation, molecular function: DNA binding; POU domain binding. The record is from RefSeq and is a predicted model, not a curated record. Gene Ontology annotation, biological process: regulation of gene expression. Bases 1 to 1857 code for a protein of 618 amino acids. The transcript is spliced from 11 exons.
AUGGCGGGGGGAAAGCAGCACCGAGGACCUUUCCAGGGGGUCCGUGUGAAGAACUCGGUGAAGGAGCUCUUGCUGCACUUCAGGAGCAGCAAACAGAUGUCCUCGGGCUCCGCCGCAGAGGAAGGCAAGGCACAAGGAGGAUUGGUGAACUACGAGCAAUACACAGCAGAGCUGAAGAGCAUACUAGGUCACAGUGGCAAAAGAAAGGCUCCCGAGCUUCUUUCUGAUGGACCUUCUUUCAAACGCCAAGCUAAUGUUCACCCGCACCUCCUGACACCACCCCAGACACCAACUUCUAUGGAUAACAUGGAAGAGACACAUAAAAACGACCUGAAGCAUGACAGCAAUUCUGAUCUGCUUCAGAACAUUAUAAACAUCAAGAACGAAUCAAGCCCCAUUUCUCUGAACACGGUGCAGGUUAGCUGGCUGCACACUGUCUCCAGUCACAGCUCGCCCGGUGAGCAGUACCAGGACAGCCCGGGAGCACAGGCUUUCUCCCCAUCCCAGAAGUACCAGGUGUUCCAGGAUCAUGCCUCCCAGCAUAUGCUUGAUCUGCCGCAGCAUUACCAGUUCCCCCCGUCCCAGAACCAAGAUUUGUCACAGAGCUAUCCUUCGGAUGCCUCCCUGGAGUACAGGCCGUUUGCUGCCAAUGGCCAGUCUCCUGGCUACCAGCAGAAUACCUUUGAGAGCCACGAACUGCAGUACUGCCCGUCACAGAGCUUCUCGUCCCUCUUGAACGACUCUGAAGGCUCAGAGGGCAUCUCUGCUCCCCUCCAGACGCUGGCCAGCACCCACCCACAGCCUGAUGUUGGCCCCCACGCUCCAAACUUCAGCUUGCUUUCCAAUAACGUCUGUGGUAGUCUGGAGCGCAGUGUCUCUUUGGCUACUUUGAAUGUCUCUCUACCUGACCAAAACAUCGCCAGAAGCACGACGCAGCUGGGGAAGUCAUUUUUUCAAUGGCAAGUGGAGCAGGAGGAAAACAAACUGGCUAACAUCUCUCAGGAUCAGUUCCUUGCAAAAGACUCAGAUGGAGACACCUUCCUUCACAUUGCUGUUGCCCAGGGUCGAAGAGCACUUUCCUAUGUUCUUGCAAGGAAGAUGGCUGCUCUGCACAUGCUGGAUAUUAAAGAGCACAAUGGCCAGAGCGCUUUCCAGGUUGCUGUGGCUGCCAAUCAGCAUCUCAUUGUGCAGGACCUGGUUAGCUUGGGGGCUCAAGUCAACACCACAGACUGCUGGGGUAGAACGCCGUUGCAUGUUUGCGCUGAGAAGGGGCAUGCCCAGGUCCUUCAGGCAAUCCAAAAGGGUGCCAUGGGAAGCAAUCAGUAUGUGGACCUUGAGGCAACCAACUAUGAUGGUUUGACAGCCUUGCACUGUGCUGUUGUGGCUCAUAAUGCUGUGCUGCAUGAGCUUCAAAACAGUCAGCCACCUCACUCCCCUGAGGUCCAGGAGCUUCUGCUGAGAAACAAGAGCCUAGUAGAAACCAUCAAGGCUCUGAUACAAAUGGGAGCAUCUGUUGAAGCGAAAGAUCGUAAAAGUGGUCGCUCAGCUUUACAUUUGGCAGCAGAAGAAGCAAACCUGGAGCUCAUUCGUCUCUUUUUGGAGCUGCCCAACUGUCUCUCUUUUGUUAACGCAAAGGCUUACAAUGGCAACACAGCCCUCCAUGUGGCUGCCAGCCUGCAGUAUCGGGUGAGUCAGUUGGAUGCUGUGCGCCUGCUGAUGCGGAAGGGAGCAGAUCCAAGUGCCAGAAACUUGGAGAAUGAGCAGCCAGUUCAUCUGGUUCCUGAUGGCCUUAUAGGAGAACAGAUAAGACGUAUCCUAAAAGGGAAGGCGAUUCAGCAGAGAGUGUCGCCGUUUUAAGCUCCAUGUUUCUUGGAGUUCAGCAACUCACACUCACUGUCAGUCAGGCAGUCCUAAUGUAUCUGUAAAUAGACCAUUUGCCCACCAUGAUGUGGGCAAAUGUUAGUUGUUUCUAUGAAACAAAAGUAUUUUGUUCACUAUCAUAUAGUGGGUUAUAUAAGAAUUACAAACAAUAAUCCCAACAACCAAAACCCAACAAGCAAAUUCCUCUGAGCAAGCGGGAAUGUUUCAUUCCUAAGUAUGAGGAAUGUUUGCUGGGAUAUCUGGAUUUCAUAGCUACGGCAAG